This is a messenger RNA of Gossypium arboreum, 1131 nucleotides long. RefSeq names its product formyltetrahydrofolate deformylase 2, mitochondrial-like. Gene Ontology annotation, molecular function: formyltetrahydrofolate deformylase activity. The transcript is spliced from 8 exons. Lineage: Eukaryota; Viridiplantae; Streptophyta; Magnoliopsida; Malvales; Malvaceae. Gene Ontology annotation, biological process: 'de novo' IMP biosynthetic process. The record is from RefSeq and is a predicted model, not a curated record. The coding region runs from base 44 to 1015 and encodes 323 amino acids.
UAUUUGGUGGCGGGGAAGCAUUGGGAAGUGAGGUUCUAAAGAUAUGACUUUCACAAGACGAGUAUCAUCCUGCUUCUCCCAGUUUCUGGGAUCUGCAAACAGGUCCUUCAAUUCUUAUAAAUUACCCGGAGAUCCCUCUUCUUCUCCUUCUCUUACCUAUGGCAUCCAUAUCUUCCACUGCCCUGAUGAAGUUGGAAUAGUUGCAAAACUAUCCGAAUGUAUAGCUUCAAGAGGAGGAAACAUACUUGGGGCUGAUGUUUUUGUUCCUCAAAACAAGAAUGUUUUCUAUUCCAGAAGUGAGUUCGUUUUUGACACCGUUCGAUGGCCUCGAAAGCAAAUGGAUGAAGAUUUCCUAAAGCUUUCAAACAUGUUUAGUGCUAUAAGAUCUGUUGUUAGAGUCCCUGCUCUAGACCCGAAGUUUAAAAUGGCGGUCCUUGCUUCGAAACAGGACCAUUGCCUGGUAGAUUUGCUUUAUGGUUGGCAAGAAGGAAGACUUCCAGUUGAUAUUACUUGUGUGAUAAGUAAUCAUCAUAGAGGUCCAAACAAUAAUGUGAUGCACUUUCUUGAAAGGAAUGGUAUCCCAUAUCAUUAUUUGCACACAACUGAAGAGAAUAAAAGAGAGAGGGAGAUCCUAGAGUUGGUUCUAAAUACUGAUUUUUUGGUACUUGCCAGGUACAUGCAGGUUUUAUCUGGUCAAUUUUUGAGGACAUAUGGGAAGGAUGUAAUUAACAUACACCAUGGCCUUUUGCCAUCAUUUAAAGGUGGGAAUCCAUGUAAGCAGGCUUUUGAUGCAGGUGUGAAGUUAAUCGGUGCAACAAGUCACUUUGUAACCGAAGAACUCGAUUCGGGGCCUAUUAUCGAACAGAUGGUUGAAAGAGUUUCUCACAGAGACAAUUUGCAGAGCUUUGUGCAAAAAUCCGAGAACCUUGAGAAGCAAUGCCUUGCAAAGGCUUUGAGAUGGUACUGUGAAUUGCGAGUGUUACCAUAUGAGGAAAACAGGACUGUUGUAUUCUGAUGAGAGAAAUUAGAAGAAAAAAACACAUCUAUAAUUUGCAUUUAUAUAUAUAUAUAGAUAUGGCACUCUAUACCACAUUAACUGUAAUUGCAGAUAUUUUUUCAUGCUUUGCCAUA